AUGGACAGAAAUUCGAUAGAGGAAUACAUCACAACAAAAUUGCACAUUCCAGAGAAGAAUUUUCAACUCCGUGCACCUAUUUAUUAUAAAUUAAAACAAGGAAUUCGUGAUCCAAAGGAACAAGAAAAUAAAAAUUCACUCAUUGGAUUUUUAAAUUCGGAUGAAGAAUCAACAGCUUCGGAACAACUUGCUAACGAUCUGAGUGUUGUGGAACCUGUACCAAAAUCACAAACUGGAGAAAUGUUUGAAGAGAAUGAAUUUAGAAAACCACUCACUGAUGACCAAAUGAAGAACUUUAGUACAUUCCGAUUAUUCUACAAGAUUUUCGGAACCAAAUGUUUCUCCUAUGCUUCUUUAAUUUCUGCAGGUAUUGCAAUUCCUGUGUCGAUAUUUGUAAAUUUACGUUUUAAAGGAUUGGGAAAGGAAAGAUGGGCUGCAACAAUAGAGAAGGGUGCUUGGUCAUUCUUCUUACCAUUAUUUGUUACUUAUCCAAUUUGUAGAUAUAACAAGACUAAGACUGAUGAUAAAUUGAGAGAAGCUAUUCGUGGUAGAAAUUAUUAA
Messenger RNA from Naegleria gruberi, 561 nucleotides. RefSeq lists its product as uncharacterized. The transcript has a single exon. Bases 1 to 561 code for a protein of 186 amino acids. NCBI's taxonomy places the organism in Eukaryota, Heterolobosea, Eutetramitea, Acrasida, Naegleriidae. The record is from RefSeq and is a predicted model, not a curated record.